Babesia bovis T2Bo is the source of this 489-nucleotide messenger RNA. RefSeq names its product HIT zinc finger family protein. Gene Ontology annotation, molecular function: nucleosome binding. Gene Ontology annotation, cellular component: Swr1 complex. Lineage: Eukaryota; Apicomplexa; Aconoidasida; Piroplasmida; Babesiidae. Gene Ontology annotation, biological process: chromatin remodeling. The transcript has 2 exons. The record is from RefSeq and is a predicted model, not a curated record. Bases 60 to 449 code for a protein of 129 amino acids.
GGAACCAUACACACUUUAGAUUACUUCUUAGUACUAGGGUCCAGAAUAAGGGCGAUAUAAUGCAGCAGGGCGCAACGCCAAAGGCGCCUAAGCGCAGUCGCAAGGAUUCGGAUUCUGAUGACUCUGAAUCUGACCUUCCGUUGAAUAAGGUUGUUGAAAGUGUCGGUGGCAAGAAACGUGAUCCCCUAGACCUUCGCGUAGUUGUAGAAAAUGAUGCAGUGGACUGUGAAGCAAAGGGAGUGGUAAGCUGGAAGGUAGCACAUGCGGGAGCAUCAGAGCAACCGGGUAGACACCUAUGUGUCAUAUGCGGUUUAUUUGCUCCCUACAAGUGUAUAGACUGUGCUUCAAAGAGAAUAUCGCAAAUGCAUACGUAUAUUUGUGGCCGCGGUUGCCUUGAUAUCCACAAAAACCACAACUGUGGGAGACCACUGAAUUUUACGCAUUGGUAAUGUAUAGUACUAGUUCUAUAAAUUCGGGUAGUUGAGAACA